Messenger RNA from Amoebophrya sp. A120, 1686 nucleotides. NCBI's taxonomy places the organism in Eukaryota, Dinophyceae, Syndiniales, Amoebophryaceae. The record is from the annotation of a GenBank genome assembly.
UCUAAGUAGGGGUCGAAAUCAAACACAAGCUUAUACUUGAUUAGCAAAGGUCUUUUGAGUUUGCCGCGAAGUAACAGAUUUUAUUUCUCUCUGAAAUUUUUGAACCAACGACAACACCAUGAAACUACUCACGCCUCCUAGGGCUCUCCUCGCGGCGGUGCCCUUCCUCGCUGUUCCGCAGAGUGCGCUCCAGGUUUCCGCGUCGCGCGGUCAACACUUGGUCACGGAAGCACGCGAGGGCGUAAUAUUGAACGGCGCAACGCCUCAGGCACAGGCGCUGUUGGAGUGGAACGUACUAGCAAUAAAGGCGGACGUUGUUCCAUUUUCUUUGAUGCUGGGCAGUUUCAGAAGGCCAACGGACGGCGGCAGUAUGAAGUGCAGCGCUCACGUGCUGCGGCUCAAAAUGCAGGCUGUUUUUCUGCCGAAUCAGCUACAGGGCGCCGGCAAUGCCAUCGAUUGUCGGCAGGGGGGGCAGUUUUUAGCAGACCAAGAGGUAUUGCUUCAUUGGCAUAGCAGACAAAGCAGCAUAGAUUUGCAACCACUUUUCAGUUGAUGGGCUCCAAUUUUUCUUCUAGUUCGGGAAGCAUCUUUGCCUGGUCCUAUCGUGCCUGAUAUCGUAAGCGUAUGUAAAAGCAUUUUCUUACUUCCCCAAAAAAUCAUCUCUUCCAGAUCGCGAAAGAGUCGUGGGAGGAGUCGUUCUUGGACGUGUGGCGUUAUUUUGUAAAGAUUCCGGACCCCAAAGAAUUUGUUCGGGAUAUGCAUUCGGCAGCGGAAAUUUCGAACAUGGAUUGGGCGACGCUGCAGCCAGCGUUUCUCUGCCACGACCCAGUUUCUUGUGACCGCUAUUACCUGAAGCAGUUACUCUAUUCCCUGAUGGCACACGCGGCGACCGGUGCGCUGUGCUGCGACGGGCUGACGGAGAGUUCCGAAGCAGAUACAGAUGCGGAACCACCACGACAACGAGGCCCAAUCAGCGAUACCGAAGCUGCUGCGGACUCAGCGCAGGCGUUGCUUGCGCGCGAGUUGAUGGAGCGCACAAUCAGAAUUCCCGAAACUCGUCGUGGCAGCUCUUCGGAAGGAAGCACGGAGCUGCCCUCGUCUCCGGAGCGGCGCGCGACGCGGCGGGAAGCUAGCCGAGGACGGAAAGUUUUGAGAAAAGGGGAAAACGGGAAAGCGGUCGCCUACACCCACAAGGUCCGAGGACGACGUUUCAGGCGGCUACGAAAAAACCGCUUCUUGCCCGAUCCUCAGAAGCAACGAGGCGUGCCGCUAUGGGAACUCCUCGGCCUCGAUCCAGAAGACGUCGAGCCGGACUUUCAGGGGACGCCGAAGCACCCCGAUCGAUGACAUAGGUUCCGUCGGUGGAAAAGGAAAGGGCUCGCCGAUGGAAAGCGAAAGCGUUCGCCUUCAUCGGUUGUUGUCGUAUCAUGCUGAAGUUACCUUAUGAGCGAUGAUCUAGGGCUUAUUUUUUCAUUGAGCCGUGAUCUUCAUCUUCUCUCCCCGUGACACGAUUUUCAUUGGAGUCCUGAACCGAGAAUGACGAUGAAUACAUGCGAGAAAAUCAAAUGGUCCAUGGGACCGCUCGCGCUCUCGGCGCAAGCGCAUGUUCGCUACGUCAUGCGACUGCUGUUGAUCUGGUAACCAAAGCGUACGCAAGCGCGCGCGAGACCACCAACAGAAGGCAAA